CACAUAUUUGUCUUAGAAAUCGUGGCCGCUUGUUGUGCACGAGCCAAGUAAUCAAGUUGCUCAAUUGGAAGGACCGAAAGCCUUUCGCAAUCGCGUCUCCAGUGGUGUUAGUAGGAAUCGUGGAUACACCAACAACCACAACAACAACAACAACAACAACAAGGAUUUGUUCUUUAUAGAGAAAAAAACUCCAAGCCAUUGAGGGCCCAAUUCUUGAGCUGGACUCUAUGGACAUUGAAGAAUUUCGUUUCUCUAACCGCAAUCGUCUUUACAUUGGCAAUAUGCCGAAAGAUAUGGGAAAGGAGAAACUUAAGGAAAUGUUUGAACCAUACGGAGAGAUUAACGAUCUCUUCGUCAAUGUGCAGAAGAACUUAGCCUUUCUCAAGAUGGAUUUCCAUCAGAAUGCGGUUAAGGCCAAGCGUGCCGUGGAUGGUUCGAUUGUUAAUGGACGCACAUUGCGCGUUCGUUUUGCCCCAAGUCAUCCGUUGGUGCGUGUUACCAAUUUGUCGGACUGUGUGUCGAACGAGUUAUUGCAUAAGGCUUUCGAGAUCUUUGGGCCAAUUGAGCGUGCUGUCGUUGUGGUUGACAAUCGUGGCAAUCAUAAGGGCGAGGGCAUUGUUGAGUUUGUAAUGCGAUCAUCGGCAAUGAACUGUUUGAGCCUAUGCCAAGAGCGAUGCUUUCUUCUAACUGCCAAAUUGCGUCCGUGCAUUGUCGAGCCCUUGGACAUCAAUGAUGACGACGAUGGAAUGUCGGAAAAGAUGAUUGCGAAAUCACAAGCCUUUAAUGAGGAACGUUCCGUUGGUCCACGUUUCGCUGAUCUCUGUUCAUUUGAGCAUGAAUACGCCACUAAAUAUAAAUGUAUAAUAGAGUAUUAUAAAAACAAGGCAGCUGCUCUUCAACGCGAACUCAAAUACGAAGAACAAAAAUUGGAGGACGAGUUGGACUACGCUCGAACUAUGCGCGAAACGGAGUUGUUGCGAAAAGAGUUAAAGCGUCGUGAGGCUGACGAGGAGCGUCGCAAAUUGGAGUUGCGAAUGCGUCACAAGCAAAGUCAACAAUUGUUUUCGCUUGAGGCUGAUCAAUUUCAUCGUCAGUCAGAUUUGCUGGCGCCACGUUUUAGUCGGGACAGUGGAACUGGUUUUGGAGCUUUUUGCGAUUAUAAUAGUCGCGACUCUAAUUUGAACAGUAGCCCAUUUGUUGUUUUCGGAGAUCCAAAUGAGAACUCGUCUUAUAAUCAACAGGACGAGGUUGAUCUCGUAGAAUCCUAUAAUAUAAGUGAUUCAAACUAUAGCACUGGGAACGAUACCUGGAAUGGAGGCCAAUCGGGAAUACGUCACUCUCUUGAUUAAACUGCCUUUAAGCAAUAUUGUGAUUAAAAUCAGAUGCAAUAAAUUGGUUUA
Drosophila sulfurigaster albostrigata is the source of this 1400-nucleotide messenger RNA. RefSeq names its product protein no-on-transient A-like. Gene Ontology annotation, molecular function: RNA binding. Gene Ontology annotation, biological process: regulation of DNA-templated transcription. Gene Ontology annotation, cellular component: nucleus. The record is from RefSeq and is a predicted model, not a curated record. The transcript has 4 exons. Bases 228 to 1349 code for a protein of 373 amino acids. NCBI's taxonomy places the organism in Eukaryota, Metazoa, Arthropoda, Insecta, Diptera, Drosophilidae.